Molecule: messenger RNA, 3650 nt
Organism: Hirundo rustica (Barn swallow)
Lineage: Eukaryota; Metazoa; Chordata; Aves; Passeriformes; Hirundinidae
Gene: MC5R
Product: melanocortin 5 receptor
Exons: 3
Coding region: 334-1311 (325 amino acids)
Biological process (GO): G protein-coupled receptor signaling pathway
Cellular component (GO): membrane
Molecular function (GO): melanocortin receptor activity
Source: RefSeq, a predicted model, not a curated record
CUGCCUUGCUAGCAAGGAGGAUGGGGAAUUGAAAGACUUGUGAGGGGACACAGCCGGGAAAGCUGACCCUAACUGACCAAAAGGGAUGUGGUGAAUGACCUUGGGAAGUGGUGAUUGAAUUCCUGUUCUGCUUUGCAUGGGAGUCCCCAGCCCCAGAUGUCAAGGGGGCUGAAACUUCAGCUCUCUGGAUGAAACAUUGCAGAUGAUGAAGAGGAAAAGCAGCUGAAGGAGCAGCUCUGGUAAAUAGGCAGGAUCUUCUGCCUUUUGGAAAAUGUAUUUACCACCCUCCUUGGCAAGCCCUUCUGAAGGAACAGAACGUGUCAGCUCCCAGAGAUGAACACAUCCUCUCAAUUCUAUGUCUCUGAACUAAACUUGAGUGCCUUCAGUAGCAACUUUACUGUGCCUACUGCAAAGAGCAAGUCAUCGCCAUGUGAACAAGUGGUCAUUGCAGCUGAGGUGUUCCUAACUCUGGGCAUUGUAAGCCUCCUUGAAAACAUCCUAGUUAUAUGUGCAAUAGUUAAGAACAAGAACUUGCACUCACCCAUGUAUUUUUUUGUUUGCAGUUUAGCAGUGGCUGACAUGCUGGUUAGUGUGUCUAAUGCUUGGGAGACCAUAACCAUAUACUUAAUAAACAAUAGACACAUCAUUAUGGAAGAUGCCUUUGUCCGUCACAUAGACAACGUCUUUGAUUCCAUGAUCUGCAUAUCUGUGGUGGCUUCCAUGUGCAGUUUGCUGGCUAUAGCAGUAGACAGAUAUAUCACUAUCUUCUAUGCCCUACGUUAUCACAACAUCAUGACAGUGAAAAGAUCAGGGCUUAUUAUUGCAUGCAUCUGGACCUUUUGCACGGGCUGUGGCAUUAUCUUCAUUCUUUAUUAUGAAUCAACUUACGUGGUCAUUUGUCUCAUCACUAUGUUUUUUACCAUGCUGUUCCUCAUGGUCUCGCUGUAUAUCCACAUGUUCCUCCUGGCUCGUACUCACGUGAAGAAAAUCGCUGCUUUGCCCGGGUACAACUCCGUCCGUCAAAGAACCAGCAUGAAAGGAGCCAUCACUCUGACUAUGCUUCUUGGCAUCUUCAUUGUUUGCUGGGCUCCAUUCUUCCUUCAUCUCAUCCUGAUGAUCUCCUGCCCUCAAAACCUCUACUGUGUUUGCUUCAUGUCUCACUUCAACAUGUACCUCAUUCUCAUUAUGUGCAACUCAGUGAUCGACCCCUUGAUCUAUGCCUUUCGUAGCCAGGAAAUGAGGAAGACUUUCAAAGAGAUAAUUUGUUGCUAUAGCCUGAGAAUGCUCUGUGGCUUAUCAAACAAGUAUUAAGAUAAAAAAAACAAACCAGGGAAGAGAAUGGAAAGGCAACAUCUUUCUGCAUCUUGUAAUUCUGCUGAAAUCCCUAUGGAACAUUUUCUCCAUUCAGCUGUCAUGAUUCCCACAGCAAUCAGAAACCCUUUUUUAACAUGCAAUUUUAUAUUUCUUUCCCUCCACACACCUCUCUCAUGCUGCUGGUUGGAGCUACUCAGUGCAUCUGUAUUAUGGGGACAAAGAAUAUUUUGAAUCUCAUUUACCCUAUUGAAGAUAGGAAUUUGUAAGAGGAUUACACAGGGAAAACCUUCUUUUUAUUUCUGCUAAAUGCAAUGAGUGAGUUCUGCCAUGUGAAUGAGCCCACCAGCCUCUCAAUUUGUGUUUAUUUUGGCAUUAUUGUCUCUCUAGGAAAAAAAAAAAUAAAAUAAAUAUAUAUAUCUCUAGAAAAAAACAAGCAUGGUGUAUUUUGAUUCCAGAAUUAACAUGGAGAUUUUUUGCUAUUUCCUUCUGAAGACAUAAAAUCAGAGAAGUAGCUCCAAUUAUCCAGCUCCACAUACCUUGGUCAGCAGUUAUGAUCAAUAUACAUGCGCUUAUCAGCAGUCUUGUAUUCUAGUCAUGACUGUAACUGCCAUAAAAUGUAAGAAGCCAAUGUUACCAUGAGAUUUUCCAGGCUGAAUACAGCACUUGGUUAUAUAUGACUGUAUGUGAAUCACUGUGAAGCAAGACGUACCACAGGUGGAUUUUAAGGAUGAAUAUGAAGAUUGAGCUGUUUCUAGGUUGUCUUUUUUGUUUAUUUGCCAGGGCUAGGGAAGCAAAGGGAACACAGCCUGAAGAUAUUUGUGUAAUGUUUUGCGGAGAUGGAAAGAUUGAGUGAGUGGCUGCCUUUGUAUAGAUAUUAGAAAAGCCUUUUGGCUGUGAAGAGUUUGUGUUACUGUAGAUUGCACUUUUCAAGUUGGGAGAGACAAAACAAGUUUGGUAAUCAAAAGGCAUGGCAGACGAUGGCAAAAAAAGAUUUCAAAACAUCAGGCACAUGUAGCUAUAAGAGUCCUGACUAUUGCUCCCCAACCAAACAUAUUUCCUCUUAGUAGAGAAGAUUCUAAGCUGAAACCCUCAUGCCUUUUGUGUGAGUAGUUUGCAUCUAGUCAUGCUUUCAUGAACCUGCUGUUCUGCAGCAGCAGUGUGAUGUGCAGAACACUGGUCUUACAAAAUAGGUAGGAAGUGCACCUGUGCUAUUUCUUGAUGACCACGAAUGGUACAUAUCUUGUGCUGUGAUUUAAGUUAUGAGAAGAUUUCAAUAUCUUGAAAAAUGAAUUCUUCUUUCUGAAAUCUGGAAGAAUAAUGCUUGUUAGACUUGGUUUAUACAUGCUGUAAAACUCUUGUUUAUCAACAGAAGGUUUAUGGUUGAGUGUUAGGUUAUACUUUCAAGGUGAAAGCCCUGAUUGGGUUUUAGACAAUCUUUUUGCCAUAAGAGUGGUCAAAUAUGUGAACAGGUGCUCAAUGUUUGUGCAAAAUCCAUCUUAGAGAUAUUUAGAACUUGAAUGGACAUGGCCCUGAAACAUCUGCACUAAAUUGAAAGCUGUCUCUAACUUUUAAGCUGGCCCUGCUUUGAACCACUAGUAGCAGAUUACCUCCACAUGUGCCUUCCAACCCAAAUUAUUCAGUGAUUCUAUGACACAGUCAGCAUAUUAUGAUAAAAUUAUAUUUUUUCUUCCUCAUUUUAUCUCUUGUGUAAGAAAAAUUGGAAAGUACCCACUCUACAUACUUAGAGCCUAAUUUAUGUCUUCAUUUUCUUAGGAAGUCUCUGACAGGAGAAUUAAGCUGCACCUUUAGCACCAGAGUUAUACAUUUUGUCUGCUUAAAAUUUACUAUUCCUCCAGCUCAUAUAUAUCUCCCUCUGACACGAGUGGAAAUGUGAUUCUCAAUGGAGAUACCUUAUUAUGCUGACUGAUAUAUAGGUUACAUCAAUGCACUAGGGGCUGGAUUCUUCCUUCAGCUAUAUCUGAAAAUGGGAUUUCAGAGAAUGUUGGUGGUCAGUAGUGAGAAUCUUGCCUUAAUUUCAGUCCAUCUCUUAAUCCUAUCCAUAAAUACCCUCCAAAUGUUGGCUCUUGCAACUAUGAAUGUAAAUGACAAAAGGAGACAGUUCCACUGCAUAGCAAAAGGCACCAGCUGAUGUAAAUAAAUCAUUAAAUCUUCACUGGGUAUUGCAAAUAAGACAGUUUUGUACAUAACUGUAAAUCAACUUAGGGGAAACCAAAACUGUAACAGCUUUAGGUAUUUUCUUGAAUUGCAUAUUAUUCUCUUUUUGUUUUGUUUGAAGUCUGUUUGAUGUAUAAACACAGACAUGAAGAAACUAUUAA